Podarcis lilfordi (Lilford's wall lizard) is the source of this 23457-nucleotide messenger RNA. The record is from the annotation of a GenBank genome assembly. NCBI's taxonomy places the organism in Eukaryota, Metazoa, Chordata, Lepidosauria, Squamata, Lacertidae.
GAAGGCGUCUCCAAUCUUUUUUCUUCUCCAUUAUUUUUUCAGGGGAAGGGGCUGUAGCUCAGUGGUAGAGAAUCUGCUUUGCAUGCAAAGGCUCCAGAAUCCAUUGCCAGCAACUCCAGGUAUGGUUAACUAUUUUCCCUGCCUGAAACCCUGGAAAACCUCUGGUGGUCACUGUAGACAAUACUGAACUAGUAGAUGGACCAAUGGGUCUGAUUCAGUAUAAAGCAAAUUCUGAUAUUCCUGAAGAGUCUCACCAAAAGCACAACAGGAUCAAAAAAUAAGCAAAUGUUCCUUUUAAGGUGCUGGCCCCACUGCUUAAAAUUUUUGGUCCUCGCCAGUUUAUUACUUAUUGUGAUGAUUUUAAAUGCCAUUAACCAUAAUAAACAUCAGUUUGCCAUUAUUCUAACAAUUUAAACUUGCAACCAUGAACAGUGCAUACACUAUACCUUUAAAGAACAUUCAAAGCACUUUCUUUCCCUCAAAGAAUUCUGGGCACUGUAGUUAAAGCAUUACUGUGAAUUUCAAAUAUGCAUUCUAGUGUAUACAGAGCAUCUCUACUAGAAAAUGCAGUUUGUGUUCUUCAAGCAUAGAUCCAAAUCGGCUAUUGGACAAAUCCUCUCAAAUCCAACAGCCCAGCCCCCUACUUAUGUUUUCAUAGAAUCAUAGAGUUAGAAGGGACCCUGAGAAUCAUCUAGGCCAACCGCCUGCAAUGUAGGAAUACGCUUUUGGCUUGACUUGGUAAGUUCUGCAGUGCUGGCCUCUAUUAUGUGGCAAAAAUUUGCAUCCCAUAUUUUGACAGCUAGCUGUACCAAUGCCUCAAUUUUUAAAGACCUUGCAAAUAGGCAGUGUUGUGGGCAGGGCCAGCGUGAGGACUGCCUGGCUCGCUGCUGCCGUGCCUCCGCCAUGGGCACACCCUACCUCUUCUGCUACCAUGGGUGCCCCUGCCGACUCAGGGGCUCCUCUGCUGCCUCUGCCUCAGGUUUGCCCCACCCUCAGCUCCUCUGCCAUGGAGGAGGCAGCCAGGGUGUGACAGUGGUGAGCUGCAUCAAAUGGCGAAGCGUCCCAGGCCGGCCCUAUUUGUGAGAUAUGUGUGUACCAGAUUGCAGGUUUCUGCAUGGCAUAGAAGUCUUUCUAAUCUUUCUGGCUUCAGCCAGACAAAGUGAGGCGGCUGCCUCAGGCAGCAAAUUCUGAGGGGCAGAAAGUGGUUGCAAAAGGCAUGUCAUGUGUUCUACCCUGCAGCUCCUAAGCUAACUUGCUGCCCUGGGGUGAACUGGGGGACUCUGCUCCAUCAUCAGUGCUGAAGUAAGACUCAACUACCAGUCUAGUCAGUUUUUGUGGAGAAUGUGCCACUUUGUUCUUCGCCUCAGGCAGCAAAUAGGCUUUGGCUGCUCCUGUCCUGGAGGAAUGCUUUAUAUCCCGUUUCUAACAUCUCUGGGCCAAUCUAGACAUAAUACCACCAAUAACAAUUGCACAAAUUGCUUUUUAAAAAGUAAAUUGCAGAUAGAGUAGGACUGUGUGCUGAUCUGGAUCAGAAACCUGACGUGGGGUAGGUGGAACUCCUACUUCCAACAUGAUUGGCUGUCUAAACUUCCAAGCUGCAAAUCAUAACUCAGAGUUUAAGGGCCAAUGGCAGAGGCCCAAAUCCUGAAAUGUUCUGUGACUGGAUAUCAUGUAUUGAACCAGAACAUAGGAGCUCAGAAUCCUUAGUCCAGACUCAAGCUCAGGCAAACACAGACCACUGAAUGCAUAACACUAUGGAAGUGCCAUUAACCAAUUUUGCGUUACGCCACACCCCCAUGGCAGCCCUUUUCUGUUAUAUCACACAUCCCAUGGCAACCAUUUUAUGACUCACUCCCACAGCGCAUUCUUGAAAUCUCAAAUGCGCCCACUGGUCCGAAAAGGUUUUACGUUAUAUGUUGUCUGUGUAUUCACAUACAUAUAGGUUUCUUUGGGCGACAAGGGAAGGCUACUUUUGAGAUCCAAACCUUGCUCAUUUUCUUACCUCUAACUUACUGAUGCCUUCUGGUAUUACUGUAAGCUUGGUUCCCUGGUCUUGCCCCAUGUACAGUUUCUCCAGCGAUCCAAUUGCAAAUAUUUCUUCCGGGAACGAGGUGAACUUGUUGCCGGUCAGACUGAGGCAUUUCAGCUUACAAAGCCUGAGCACUGCUGGAGAUAGCUUCACACACAAUUUAUUGAAACAUAUAAAUAUAGAGAUUUCUCAAACUGCAACACUCCACUACAAGUCAAAGAAAUGAGCAUUAUUAUCCUCCCAUAGCAGGGUACAGAAAGCUGGGUGCAAAUCUUCUUGUGACAAAACCCCAAACUCCUUUUAGGACAAGAAGUGGGAGUUCUGCUGUUUGGGAUUCCACCUGCAAAACUACACACACACCCAACUGUCAGUAUAUUCCAUGCCCACUGGGCUAGUUUUGCGGGAUGAGUGUCUCCCCAGAUGGCUUCUCCACCACCACAAGACAUUUGAUUGCAAUUGGGCAAACCUUGAGUUUCCCCACAUUUCCCUAAUUCUUAUUGUUUUAUUAUCUGCAUGAUUUAUUUUUAUGUACACCACUAAUCAUAAAGCGAUAAAUAUAUAAAUAAGAAUGGCUGCUGAUAGCGGGACCAGCAAUGGGGGAACUUAGAUCACUAUUAGUAUGCUGAAGUGGGACAUGCAACAAAAUGUUACAAAAUGGACUGCUCCUGUACAGAAUUCCAGCUAGCCAGCUGUCUCCCUUUUCCCCCAUUAUUGGCUCCCCCUGAACUUAUACACAUGCAUGCACGCAAGGAGUGCCAGCUUGGCCCCGCCAUUGGGGUACCUGGGGGCAUUGGUACCAUGAGCAUGCAUGGCCCUUGCACAGAAAUUUGUGGGUGCCCAGCCCCUUCAGGGAGUUGGUACCUGUGAUGCACACACACUACCAACUGUCAAGUCCAGGGGUCGGCAACCUAAGGCCCAUGGGCCACAAUCAGUCCACAGGGGUCGUUUAACAAGACCACGAACCGCCACUGAACCGAGCCGCCCGCUCGGCGAGUCCCCGCACACUGCACUAAACUGGCGCAGCACAGCACGGCGCCGGAAAUCGCCCAAGCCUGCAAAUCCUUAACUCUGUGAAGAUGAAGGUUGGGAAGGGCUCACCUGAAUCUCUAUGAGGAGCCCCUCCCACAUAGAUGGUGCUGUAAUAAUAGAGUAUCUCAGAGUCUAAUUGCCUGCUUAGAAAGCCAAGACUGACAGAAGUUCAGGAAGUGGAUUACCUGGAUUCAGGUAAUCCGGAAAAUAAACAGGCAUGCAAACAUUAAAGAGAGAUUUCUAAAAGCAGUUUACAAUUUUUAAAUUAUAAACUCCUUGGUGUAAGGCUUUUUCUUCUUCUUUUUGCUUGUAUCACUCUGCAACACUGCUCCAGGGAUGCUAGCAUAAUGGCUCCACCCAUCCCAGUGAGUGACAUCUGGACAUUUGUCUGCUGCCAACAUGUGUAGUUUUGCCCUGGUGCCCCUGCUUUUUAAAAUAAGGUUUUAACUGAAUUUCAAUUACCUCACAUAGUAAGUUGUCAUCAAGUAACAACACUUCCAGAUUUUCCAACGAACAAAUCUCUAUUGGAAACACUUCUAGGAGAUUUUCACUUAGAUCUAGUAUUAUUAAGCUGGUUAGCUUGGCAAAAGAAGGAUGCAGCGCUUCCAGGGCACAAUUUUUCAAGUAAACCACAAUGAGCGACCUCCAGCGGCGAAUCUGGCGCGGGAAAGUUGCCAGGCUAUUCCGAGACAUUGAAAAUUCCUUCAUCUCUGUCAGUUCCUUAAAAGAUCGUGGAAGUUUGCGCAGGAGGUUACUGGACAAAUCAAGCACAGAUAGGUUUGGGCAUUUACUCAUUGUAUCGGGUAAAGAUGCUAGGCUGUUAACUGCAACAAAGAACUGGGAUAAUUUUUGCAGGGAGGAAAUCUCUUCUGGAAUGAGGCUCAGACUAUUUUCUUCUAGAUCUACUAUUUCUAAAUUAGAGAGUUGAAAAAGUUCUGGUGGGAAAUUUUCAAAUUUGUUCUUCUUUAGAUAAAUCUCUUUCAGUUUGGUCAAAUUGACAAUUUCCUUGGGAAGGCAAUUCAGAUUGUUACUAGAGAGUCCCAGCAAUUCUAGAUGAUGGAGGUGUUUGCAGAUUUCCACUGGAAAUUCAUCCAGGUUGACAUCAUAUAAUCUAAGCUGGCAAAGUGCCCUCAAUUUACUAAUGAUAUUCAGUGAACUCAGAGGGAGUGGAUUACUGCUUAAAUCCAAGCUCUGAAGACUUUUCAGUUCUCCAAGUUCCUCACAUAGGUCUUGUAUGUUGUUCUUAUUCAAAUAAAGGACUUUCACAUUUCUAAGCCGAUUUAUACUUUCUGGGAUACUAUUGAUUAUAUUUCUCUCCAGAUGCAAUUCCUCCAAGUCUUCCAGUUCAAAAACCUGCCAUGGGAUGGUUUCCAGUUUUUUGUUGGCCAAAUCAAGAAAAAAGAUGCGGUCUGUGAUCUGCACUGGCACAACCACCUCCUCUUUGGGUUCUUCAUCUGCCAACCUUUCCUCUAUUACCUCUUCAACACCAACAUCAGCACGAACAUCAACAUUAACCUCUUCUUCUGUCUCUUCUGCGUCAUCCUCUUCCGGAAUGGUGGCCCAUUUUUCAGAGAGUUGGGACACUAUUUCAGCGGUAACAAAACUCUUAGAGGUAGCAAUCAUUGUAAACCUAGUUUUGGCUGCAAAAAAAAAAGUGGAAUGAUAUUGGAGAAAUUCCUUUAAACCACAUUUUAUGAAGAAUAAACAAAAUAUGUUGUUUUCAUUCAUAAAUCCCAACUAUUUCUUUAGUAAGGGGCAGUAUAAAUGACGUUUAGGAUAUGCCGCUGAAUCCAGGAAGAUUCAGGUAGGAUUUGAAUCUCUUCCCAAAUUCUGGGGAUGUUGUGCUUGAACUAGUGUUGUUGUGGGGAAAUGGUUCUGCGAGAAAUGUAGGAGGAAUUUUUGGCACUUAACCUACUCUUGAGCUGAAGUAAAAGAAUCUAAUCAUGUGAACUUAACCAAAUCAAGAUUUUGGGGUUAUAUUAUUACAUGCUCCCUACUUUGCCUAGCAGUGAAAAGUUCCAAACUCCCUGAGUUUUUGUUUCCUUGAGAAGGGAGCAUUUUUGUAACAUUGGAUGCCCCUCCAGGUGUCCUGUUUAUAGUGCACUCAUGAUAAUUUGUGGUCAUGAAGCCAUUGAGGUAGUUAUAUGCAAUCCUACUUUCAAUAUCGUCUGUCCCUACAAGAGUUUCAGGGUGGAUAUAUUCUGCUUUAUUUCCGGUCAGUGCAGGUCCUAUAGCUUCCUGCUGAAAUUCUGUAAACAUUUCAUACCACAAAUGUGUGUGUUUUGUCUUGCUUUUGUUGCAUAAUAGUGCAAGAGUUCCCCUCCAGACAGCAAUAAUCCAGUAACAUUGGGGAAACAUCACAGAUCCCAAAAGGAGAGAUGUAUAUACCCCACAAUGCCUCAACUUUCAGCUAAUCUCCAAAUAUCUCCUAACCAUUCGCUCACUAUCACUGAGGAAAUGUCAGCCAACCAUUCUGAACCAUUAACUAACAAAGGAAGGCCAACAGUAAUAUUUAGUAGGUUUGUUCCACAUUGUGACUAGCAGAAGAGGAUAAAUUAUAAAGUAUAUCCAAACAAACGAGCAAAUAAAUAAAUAUUUUUUCUUUACUGAUAUUGUGAAUGAUGAGAACUUGAAUCAAGAAAAAAGAAAGUGGCUUCUGAAGCAGUAUACCUACUUUUGAGCCACCCUACUGUAUAAACAUAGGGACGCAGGGGGCACUGUGGUCUAAACCACAGAGCCUAGGGCUUGCCGAUCAGAAGGUCGGCAGUUCGAAUCCCCGUGAUGGGGUCAGCUCCCAUUGUUCGGUCCCAGCUCCUGCCAACCUAGCAGUUCGAAAGCACGUCAAAGUGCAAGUAGAUAAAUAGGUACCUCUCCGGCGGGAAGGUAAACGGCGUUUCUGUGCGCUGCUCUGGUUCACCAGAAGUGGCUUAGUCAUGCUGGCCACAUGACCCAGAAGCUGUCUGUGGACAAAUGCUGGCUCCCUCGGCCUAUAGAGCAAGAUGAGUGCUGCAACCCCAGAGUCAUCCGCAACUGGACCUAACGGUCAGGGGUACCUUUACCUUUACUGUAUAAAACAGCAAACAAUGGCAAGAAGGAGGAGGAGGGAGCAUGGCUGAUUGCAAACUUGGAAUGAUCUUCAAAUAAAUUUUGCUCGGAGUAGACCCCACUGAAAUUAAUGACCCUGACUGGGAUCCAUUAAUGUUAAUAGGUCUUUUCUGAGUAAAACUUAAGUUGAAUGCCACCCUUUUUUGAUUGGGAACUGCAGUUUGUUAAGGGUGCUGGGAACUGUAGCUCUGUGAGGGUUAAACUAUAGUUCCCAGGAUUCUUUUUGGGGGGGGGAAGCCAUGUGUUUUAAAUGUCUGAUAUGGAUGCGACGCUGGGAAUCGCUGGCAGUAGCAUCCAGAGGUUGUAUUCCACCCCAGUUUCCCCUAACGGCAGAGUUUCUUCCUGAAUUCUGACCCAACUGUCAAAAUUCAAACGGAGCGAAUGUGAUUCGUUCACGUACCUCUGAUGUCAUAAAAGUACUUGGGACGGAUGGCUGUGUCUGAUAUUCAAUAGGCAGGCUCCGAUAUGAGAGGAAAGGAGAGCUGUGAGGAGGAGAGGCUGAUGAGCUCACAUUUACCUCAGAUAUCAUAAUAAUACCACCACCACCACCAUGGACAGCUUCCUCUUGGAGUUGGCCUCAACCUCCCAGGUAACAGUAAAAGCAGGGGCGGGGUGGGGAGCUGUAGGGUCGGAGAAAAAUUAAUAUAUAGCAACCAAAUUGCAUCCUGGCGGCGGCAUAAUGACUGGCAGUAUGGUGCAGUGGGUAGGGCCUUGGCCCACGGAGACAUUGUCUAGAUCCUGAAACUCACUGUGGCAUUAUGUAAAGUUGUGUUCUCCUAGCCUAAUCUACUUCACAGGUUGGUUUUGAGGUAUAUGUACCACAUUCAUUUCCUGGGAGGAAUGGGAGAAUAACCCUCCAUAAUGAGAAGGCGUAAUCUUGUUGUUGUUUUUGCCUGAAUUCCUUGCUUGUACAAAGCCUCCAAGCAGCCUUGCAUCUAGCACCUUGAAAACAGGUCCAGUUAUUACAAACAUGAAAGAAAGUUUUACAUGAUUUAAUGUGAUCUUUUAACAGCUGACAAUGUAUUACACGGGAUGCGGGUGGCGCUGUGGGUUAAACCACCGAGCCUAGGACUUGCUGAUCGGUCGGUGGUUCGAAUCCCCGCAGCAGGGUGAGCUCCUGUUGCUCAGUCCCUGCUCCUGCCAACCUAGCAGUUCAAAAGCAUGUCAAAGUGCAAGUAAAUAAAGAGGUACCGCUCCGGCGGGAAGGUAAACGGCGUUUCCGUGCACUGCUCUGGUUCACCAGAAGCAGCUUAGUCAUGCUGGCCACAUGACCCGGAAGCUGCAUGCCAGCUCCCUCGGCCAAUAAAGUGAGAUGAGCGACUUUUGUUGGCUAUUUUAUACCUCUUGUCCAGGUUGUCUCAAGGGCAGGUUCCUCUGUUUACCCAAACCUAAUCAUACUACUGAACACAAAUAAUUAAUUAGCAUACCGUUUAAUGCCAAUACAGGUCCAUGUUGGAGGCACAAACGGAUCUGUAGCAGAUCCACUCCAUACAUUUAAAGCAUAUCCAAUUCACAUUUUAAAUACAUGGCUUCCCCCAAAGAAUCCUGUGAACUGUACCUUUCUGCUCACACAGCUUUAAGCCCCAGCACACUUAACAAACCAGAGCCCCCAGGAAUCUUUGAGGGAAGUUGUGUGCUUUAAAUGUGUGUUGGAUGUGCUUUAAAUGUAUGGUAGGAAUCUGUGCCCUGGUGGCUGGCUUUCAUAGCUUUGCAGAGGAAGAGUCCCCAAUCAGGAAGAUACAUCCUGUGUCCAAAGUUUUGUUGUUUACCAGCUUCAUAGUAUGUCUUCAGAUUCAUACUACCUUGCAAGCAUCUCCUGCUGUUUUGUCUAGAUUUGCCUGGAAUUUUAUAUUAACAGCUACAAGCUAGGGCAAGGGAAAGAGGAAAAAUUAUUCAGUGGCCAAGAAUAAGUGGCUGCAGUGGCUUGCACAUCAUUUCACUCCUGCUUCCCAACAAACAGAAGCAUCAUUAAUAGUGCCAAAUAAAGAAAUAUGGACAAACGUGUUAAAUUGGCAUAACUUACAAGGGGGUGCAGUAUUCAGCUUUGGACUUGAAAGCACAGCCUGUAACCAUCCUCGGUUGUCUUUGCACAGCAGACCCCCAUCUAAAACAGGGCAAUAGUCUGCAACAGUGGGUUUCAAACUUUUCCAGAGGACUGACUUCUUUGAAUGUUUAUCAUAGAAUCAUAGAAUUGUGUGUUGGAAGGGGUCCCAAGGGUCACCUGGUCCAGCCUCCUGCAAUGCAGAAUUCCUGCCCACAGCCAUCCCAGGGUGGGCUCAAACCGCCAACCUUCUGGUUAAGAGCCAGACAUACUAGCCCACUGCACAACCCAGGAUCUCUAUGGUUCCUCAAUUUGAAAAUAAGUAACUGUGGACAAACUUCAUGAUGGGCACCUCGUCUGUCGUUACUGAUAUUCCCUUGCAAGUGAUGCUUAGCCCCAGUGCAUGAAUUCAAUGUGCUCUGUGGGAAUAGUUCACAGAACCUUCUGAAGAAUGUAGGGUAGACAGAGGUUGCUGUACUUCAACUUCCCUCAGCCCCAGCUGGCAUGGCCAAUGGUCAGAGGGAUAAGGAGAGCUGUAGCCAUACUGGUGCCAAAUGUAUUGCUUUGAUUUCCUUUGGACCACAUCAGCCAGGCUGGCAGCAGGGUCUUGUUGUCUAGGGCUAGGCAACCCAGGGCCUCCAUACGCACUGCCCAGGCUUGCACUCCACACAGGUCACUUCAGGCGCUGUGAUUCUCCUGCAGUUCGACUUCCCUCCCAUGGUUUCCAGAGACAGACGGGUGCCAACAAAGAAUGUUCAACAGCAUCUGGAGGGCAACAGGGUUCCAGUCCCAGGUGCUGGGGCUCAAAAUCCAGCCCUUUCAGCCUUGCUAUCUGGUCCUUGGGGUUCUACCCAUUCUACACUUCCUCCCGAGCCACACCGCUCACCUGCCCUGCUUUGCACAAUCAAGUAUAUUUGACUGCUUGGAAUAUUUAUUUAGGGGAUAGAGAAGGGCAUGCAAGCUUGAAGAAACUAGCCUACUGGGUAAAAAUCACAUUUGCUGCUUUGCCCACUUUUCCAUCUCAUCCUACCCCACCCCCUGCUACGUGCCCCCCCAACCCCGGAGGGAAUAGGGUACACAGCGAGAAAAAGGCUAGUCACCCCUGCCCUUGAAAGUCUUAAGGGCAUGGCCCCAGCCCUUUAGGCGUUUUAUAGCAUGAGUAGUUUGGAGGUCAUCCUCUCUCUCAACCUCACAUGAGCACUUCUUGCUAACCUCAUCUGCGUGGGCACUAGCUGUAAGGUAAAGGUAAAGGGACCCCUGACCAUUAGGUCCAGUUGUGGCCGACUCUGGGAUUGCGGCGCUCAUCUCUUUCUUGGCCAAGGGAGCCGGCAUACAGCUUCCGGGUCAUGUGGCCAGCAUGACUAAGCCGCUUGUGGCGAACCAGAGCAGCACACGGAAACGCCAUUUACCUUCCCGCCGGAGUGGUACCUAUUGAUCUACUUGCACUAUGACGUGCUUUCGAACUGCUAGGUUGACAGGAGGGGCACUAGCUGUACUAACUCACUAAUAAAGGAAAGGCGCCCUUGUACAUGUUCAGGGACACCAUUUAGCUUUGCUUUCCAUGUGCUCAGAUGCCACCAACCUUUGCCAAAGGAAAUGCAUUAUGAAGGAAAGACGUCUCGGAUCAAUGAACAUAAGAAGCUGCCUUGUAAUGAAACAAAUGGUAGAUCUGCCCCAGUAUUGCUUGCCUUGGCUGGCAGCAGAUCUACCAUGUUCCAUACAACGAACAUUUCCAAGCCCUACCUGGAGAUGCCCGGGAUUGAACCUGGGAUCCUCUGCAUGCAAAGCAGAUGCUCUACCCACUGAGCUAUGCCGCUUUCUCAUUAUUUUGCUAAUACUUUGCAUGCUUUGCAAAGGAGACCCGGGGUGUAGGCGCGCUGUGGUGCUUUACUGAGUUCCAACGGAGCCCGAAAUCAGGCGGUCGCGAGGCCCUCUUACUAGUUGCCUUUGUAGGGAAAGGCGGGUGGCGCGAGGUCCCUUCUUACCCGGGAUCUUGUACGCUGAAACUGUAGGGGCGCAGGCGCAUUCAGGAAUCCCCCGGGACUCAGGCGAAAAAAGAAGCGCGUGCCCAGUCACUAUAGCAACCGCGAUCGGGGCGGAGUUGGUUGUCUUGGCGCGCGCGCUCUGCAAAAAAUAAGAAAAUAAAAAAUAAAUAAAAAGCGUCUCGGUGGCAACAGCAGCAGGAGGUAAGUGGCGCAAUUGGAGAGGGUUGCGGUCUUAAUCCUGGGGUUUCACGGAUCCCCAAAGGCGCGAUGGGUGCAAGGCUCUAGGCAGCGGUGCCCUCACUUUUUGCCCUACGAUCGACAAAGCGGAAUUGGAUUUACAAAAAGGGAUUAUUUUCCUUCAAGCAGUGUCGGUGUGCAAAAUCUGUGCGAGUUUACUUAGAAGUACUGUACUGCUUUUAGUGGGGUUUGCUCACAAGCAACUGUGCAAAGGAUUGGCUCCUGUGGGAUUAAUCUGAAAAUCGUUGCCACGCGGAAUUCCAGUGAAGUACUGUAUUAGAACGCAGGGCAAUGUUUUUAGUUGGGAGCUGCUGUAAAUUUAUUUUCAGGUUUUGGGUGGGGAUUAAGGAGAGGAGAUGAUGGGGGUGUCUGUCAUCCUGUGGGUGGCAUCAGCUGACAGAAAGUGACCUGGUCCUCCCUCCCUCCCUGACAUUUAAACGAUGGGUGCAUGGUGAAAGGGUAUUCCCACUGCUUCUGUGUACAGAUAGGGCAAAUCCUGAUUGAAUGGGGAAGGAUACAAGCUGGUAUCCUGAUGCUGAAGACGUUAUUGUGUGGAUGCUGGGAGAAAACUUGUGUGCAUGAGCAGCACCUGUACCACAAUGAACAUUUGUCUGGAAAAAUCCUUUGUCAACAGGGUAUAUACUCCAAUUGAGCCCAGGGCAGGCAGGCAGCCUGAGCCUUUUGCUUGGAAGCAAGUACUACUCAGCUCAAAGGGAUUAACUGGUAUCAUAUGACCCCCCCAGUAGUGUUCCUCCCGCUCCUCCUCCUUCCAUGCUCUAGGUGUAACCCUGAACAAAACUACUUAGAAAAAAAUUCCACUGGAACCAGCUUAUGUGCUUCCAAACAAUUGUGUUUAGAAUUGGUCUGUUAGCGUUUUGUUUUGAUGGAUGAAGAAGCAGGAGUUCCAACUUGAAAAAAAUAUGGGGGGGGGAACAAGUAAGCCCCACCCCACUUAAUUGAUCCCAUGACACAGUAGACACACGCUGUUUGAAUGGCAAUACCCAUCAACUUUGAUGGGGGGGCAGCCCCUUAAAAUAUUUUAUUGAGGGGGGAGGAAGGGACCUUGGCUCCUAUGUGAAGAAGGAUUGGUAACUGGAAGCAGCAUUUGCCUGGUCAGCUUCAGGGUUACCCAACACGGUGCCCUCCAGGUGUUGGUGACUACAACUCCCAUCAUCCCUGGUUAUUGACCAGGCUGACUGGGACCCACAAGGUAUGGAUGGCACCAUCUUGGCUACCCCAUGCUUACUUCCUCUGGGGUGAUUAUGCCCCUGGGUGAAGCAGUGGGCGUGCACACAAAAUAACUCUGCCGCCAGGACUUUAAUGCCCAAUUUGUAUGGGAGAGAUGGCACUAAUUGGGCUGCAUAGAAAAGCAACUCCCUUGUUACGUCUUAGGGAAGGGAGGGAAACUGCAUUCUCUGUUGGAGGCCGCAUGUUGGCAUGGGCAGGGCCACUGCAUUCUCUCUCUCUCUCUCUCUCUCUCUCUCUCUCUCUCUCUCUUUCUCUCUCUCUCUCUGAAAGCGCCUCCUAAUUUGUCUUUCUCUCUGCCACUCACCAGCCUCCUUUUGCCUGGCUGGAAUGUAGCCUUGAACUGUGAUAAUACCUCUUGCUCCCCUGGAUGUAGAACAGAGAGGGGUGUGUGAGCAUGUGUAAAAAUUAGCCUACUGUACAAAGGUAAAAUGUACAUUCAUUGCUCCACCUACUUUUGCUGCCACAUGUGGCCUUUGGAAACUUGUGCAGAAGGAAAUGAGGCCCUGAGGCUGACAGACGUUUUCUCCUGCUGCUGUAUGCAUUGUUAUUAUUCUCUUCAUACAUGAUGUGUAGUCAAUUGUCUCCCCCCCCCUCAGGUAGAUACUAUGCCAAAAUACAUAAGCCUUGACCAGCAAUAUUCUCUAACGUGUGAAGAACUAAAACACCCUGAGAACCCCUUCAUAGUCCGCAUUCUCCAAGAAGUGAAGCAGGACGAAGAAACGUAAGCGAAUAGUUACGUUGUGGAGACUAAACCAAUAUGAUUUUGAACUGUUAAGUUGGGCUUUUAUAUGCUGUGCUUUAAAAUGCAAACAUUAUAUGCUGAGAUAAAACCAAAUUCUGCAGCAAUUAAGCUGGCUUCUGCAGUCAGUAAGUUGUUAUUAUUAUUAUUAUUAUUAUUAUUAUUUAAUUUAUUGGUUGCUUUAUGUUGCCCAAGGCAACCCAAAGCGACUUACUACCAACCAACCAAGCAAAACAAAAAAACCAUAUAGAUACAUUAUAGAGUAUGCAAAUCCACAUUGUCAUUAUAUAAAUCAAUCACUGUCUACUAAAAGUUUUAUUGAAGAGGAGCUUUUAUGAGUCCAGAAGUACCGUAUUUUUCGCUCCAUAGGGCGCACCUAGUUUUUUUGGGGGGGGAAUAAAGAAAAAAAAAUUAUUUCCCCCUCCAGCCCCAAAGAGCAUAGAAGCCAAGACAGCCAGCGGGAUCCAUCCCGCUGACUGUCUUGGCUUCCUCUUUAGCCACGCACAACCUCUCCAGCCAAGAGAGGCUGCGCGCGGCUUCGUUUUUAGCCGCGGGGCUGGGACAGGGGAAGCCCGAGCUUCCCCCGACCCCAGCCCCCAGAACAGGUCCAGGAGAGGAGGCAAGGUUGCGCAGCCUUGCCGCCGCUCCCGGAGCUUGCGGGCUGGGGGAGUGCUCCAAAGGUUUGCGGAUAGCUGCCUGAAGCCCGGGGAGCGCAGUGGGAGUUGGCACUGCGCUCCCCGGGCUUCAGGCUGCAGGCUGCUAUCCACAAGCCUUCAGAGCCCGGUGGGAACUCCCGCCGCGCUCCGAAGGCUUGCGGAUAGCUUCUUGCUCUCUAGGCUUCAGCGAAAGCCUGCAUUCGCUCCAUAGGACGCACACACAUUUCCCCUUCAUUUUUGGAGGGAAAACGACAGAUAGCUAAAGAAGAGAAAUAAAUUGAUUCCAAUGUUGCCUUCGGCAUUCUAAAGAAACAGAAUAUCUGAAAAACGAAAGUAAUUUUCCUUUGUUGGACUUGCUUUAAAAAAAAUGGAUACAAACAGAAAUUGUCUCCUCUAGAGGGAGCUUGCUAAAUUGUUGCUGCAGUCUACUUGAGGACUCUACAGCUGUCAGAUUAAGAUCGUGGGACCAGGCCUUUUUGACCUUGACUAAAUAUGAGCUGGGAGGAAGUUUUGGUGCUUGCUUUAUGCAAGACAAGUGCCUUGCUGGAACAGAUGCAUGAGAAGAUGGAUUUGAUGAAUGAGAAAAUGGAUUUGAUGACUGUUGUGGCUAAUAACUGUGGACAAACAGGGAAUAUUGAUACAGAAACUAUUCAGGGACCAACUCAGGAACCUGCACUGAUUGGGCAAGUGCAGAAGAUAAUGGAGGAGGUUGCGGUUGCACCUCAAAUAAUACAAAUGGAGAGACCCGAGGCCCUACAGGAGCAUAAGCCGCUGUCUUUGAAGUUGGAGUCGGCCAGGGGGAGUCUGGAGCUGAGGAGAUUCUUAACUUUGGAGAGACCUCGAAAUAUGUUCUUAAAUAUUUUUUGGACUACAUUGAUGACUGUGGGGAGUGGGACUCUGGGGAAUGGGCUGGUUGGAUGAAGGGAGACGAAGAUAAUUUUGGGUUGGAAUCCCCCAGAGACCUACUCCCCAACGAGAAAGGAAAGAAACUAAGAAAGAGACCAACAAAAGACAAGGAAAAGUGUAAGUAUAAACAACAAGAAGAAGAUCUGCAGAAGGGACAUAGAAGAGACUUAAGGGCCUCGGACAUUAGAUUACCAGGUUGAUGGACUAGAUGGAAUGGACAGUAAGGACUGACACGAUCCGAGACCAGGAAGAAGAGACGCUGGAUGAAGAUUGGAAGAAAAUUUAUAAAGAAAAAUUUUUUUUCUAGGGAAUUAGCCUAAAAUUAAUGAACAUUAGGGAAAAUGUUGGAAUGAAACUAUGUGGAGGCGUAGUGUGGCCCCAUAGAUGCGAAAAUAUGUCUUUGGAGGAAAGUGCGAUGGCGAAAAAUAUGGUAAUUUUUGAAGCACUAAGAGAAACCAAACCACAACAACAAUCAACUUUCCCAUUUACCUCGUAACAGGUUGAAAAAGAAAAUCACUAUAAAAAUUGCUGGAAAUAACCGCUUGAUACCUGUGCAGAAGGUGACAGAUGACGAUUUUCAAAUCCUGGCUACAAUUUUUACAAAUAAUAUGUUUCUUACAGGUAUGUCUUGUUUUUAUUUAAGCCUUUGAAAAGCAGACCAAUUGAUAGUUUUAGUUCCAUUCUCUGCCCACUUCCUUUGUCUGUCUUUUCAUAUGUGCAUAUUGACAAAUAUUCAGCCUUCCAGGGGGUAAGCUACUAACUACCUUAAGCUACUAAUAUAGGCAUUUUUUCUCUGUUGCUUAUUCUGUUCUGUGGGUGAGCACUGAAAACAUUCCUUAUCACACCCAUGCCUGCACUUAGCCCAGGGUGGAGGACUGAGCAAACAAAGAACCAUCAAGAAUCUUUAUUUUGGAUUUGCAACCUGAUCCACAGAGCAGUUUUUGUGCACAAGAUCCACUAUAGAAACUGCCUUUCAGACUCACAUACCCCGCUUUCUCUAAGCCAGGGUUAGGGAACCUUUUUCUUUUUUCCCCUCAAAUUUUUUUAUUGAUUUUCCAAAAAGAAUUUUAACAAACAAACAGACAGACAUAAAUCUCAGCUGUAUUUGAACCAAUCUUAGUGACAUUGUUAAGUGACUUCCUCGAAUCCCCCUAGUUGAAUUUCAGUGUAUAUCAUUUUAACAGUUUUCCAAAACCAAUUUUCUCAUAAAAUUAACUCAAUCACUUAACAUCUUUCUUUCUUUCUAUUUUAGCUUUAAACAUAUUAAUUCCUAACAUUACAUAUUUAAAGCCUAAGCCUAUCUGAUAAUUACAAGCUUUUCCAAUUAAGUUAUCUUAACAUAUUUUACUAAAUAGUCUUUAAAUUUCAUCCAUUCCUCCUGGUACUCCUCCUCCUUCUGGUCGCAGACUCUUCCAGUGAGGACGGCUAGCUCCGAAAAGUUCAUCAUUUUCAUCUGCCAUUCUUCCACUGUUGGAACUUCUUGUGUUUUCCAAUUCUUAGCUAAAAAAAUUCUUGCUGCAGUUGUGGCAUACAAAAAUAAUUGAACAUCUUUCUUGGGCAAUUCCAAACGUGUUAUUCCAAGAAGAAAGGCCUCUGGUUUCUUAAUAAAUGUAUAUUUCAACAUUUUUUUCAGUUCAUUACAAAUCUUCACCCAGAAGUCUUUCACCGGGAUAGGGAACCUUUUUCAGCACCUUCUGAGGGCCACUUUCCAAGCCUCUGUUUUUAGCGCUAAUGGAUCUUCCAAGCCACACCACUUACUGGCCUUGCUUUGCAUCCUCCUUGGGUGAUUUUGCCUGGCUGGAAUAUGCCCUUGAAUUCUGAUAAUGCCUCACGCUUCCCUGGGUGGAGAGUAGAAGAGGCCAUGCAAGCGUGUGGAGCAUGUGGGUGGAGCAAUGAGCAUAAAUGUUACCGUUGAACAUUUAUAUUCCUUGCUCCUCCCACUGUUGCUUCUGGGCAUGCAGCCCCUGGAAAAUUUCCCAGAAGCACAUGUGGCGCUCAGGUGAGAAAUGGUUCCUUACCCCCUGCCCAAAAAAGGAAGAAAAGAGUAUUACCUCUUGUGCAAUCGGGGCUUUUUUCAGCCGGAAAUUGCUGGAACUCAGGUGGGCGCCAAUACCAUUUUAAGAGAAGAAGGGAAGUGUUCAUGGUGAGCUCUGCUGCCUCUUCUUCUAGGAUGUAAUUAAUAAUAAUAAUAAUAGUAAUAAAUUUUAUAUACUGAAAUGAAACGUGGUGCAGACACAACCUAAGCGGCAAAUUUCAUUAUGAAAUAGCUCAUUGCAUGGUAUCCAGAGCCUUGGAUACUGAGAGUUGGUUUUCUUCCUAUGAAUUCUCUACAGAACAAACCCAGGGCUGGAGCAAAAGCCAGCUUUUGUGCAAACAGGACAUGGGGCAUUUUGCCAAGGGAGGCUUAAAUCACCUUUGAGUCUUUCCCAUCGUUACUUAUAUUAGCUGCAGGCAUUAUUUCAUGCUGAAUAGACAAAGAGAGAAGAGCCACCUGCCGCAUGAAUGAGUGUUCUUCCCUGGAGAAGGUUUUGCCUUCAGUUGACAAGCCCAACUGAAGCAGGAAGGGUGGACUUUUUUGGCAUUAACUUGUAACCUCGAUUUUCUGUGUCAAUUGCUCCGUUUGUGGGUGGCACAAAACGCAGGGUUUGCGGCACAAAAUGGCACUAAACGAGCACUAAACUUUGGCAUCAGGUUUUUUGGGGGGCAAUCCAGAAUUUCAGGGUCACACGAUAAUGAAGCUCUGUUUUUUGUCCUCCAGUGACAGUGUCCAACCUAUGAGGGUUGCAUAAGUGGAAGCAAAAGAGAGGUUAGGUUUUAUAUUCACGUUAGAAAACUAAAGGAAGCAAGAGCCACUUUAAGGGCACUUACAGACCGUCACUAUUUUCGGGUGGGAUUCAGUCACAUCACGCCAAAUUCAGCGCAUGCAAUUACAGUUGGUUUGGAGGUACUGUGCAACAAACCUGCUUCUUUAAAAGACGACUUUUGUACUCACCAUGCAUUUAAAGCAUAUCCCCCCCCCAAAAAAAAGAAUAUCGGAAAGUGUAGUUUAUUAAAGGUGCUGGUAAUUGUAGCUCUUUGAAAGGUAAACUACGGUUCCCAGGAUUCUUUCUUUGACAGUUAUCCUAAGUCUCAUGUAUGGAAAUGCAAUUACAGUAGAUGAAAAGGUGCAGAGAAUUUGAUGGCUAAGAUAAAAGGACUGGGCGAAAAGUGAUCCAUUAAGUUUAACAUGGAGCCUGCUUAUUUCUGUAUUCCUCGGCUCUUUCAGGACUUGACCUGAGAUAUAACCUUUUGAGUGAUGCUGGCGCAGUACACAUUGCAGCUUUCCUUCAGGUACUUCUUGCGGGGGUGGGGGGUGGGGCUAAAUGAUAUUUGUGAAUUUUGUAGCUGCAAUUUGUUAAGGUGACCUUCUUCCAAAAGUGAGCUUUAUACAUGUAACUUUCUCCUGCGUUCCUUCCAGGACAUCGUUUUGGGGGGGGGGGUUUGUAAAUCGUUUUUUAAAAAUUUAUUUUAAAUAAGAAAAGCGAGAGAAAUACAAACCGUUCAGGUAUUAUAAAGAACUUAACAGAGUUUAGCGAAAUGCAGGGCGACUUAAUCAAUGUCAUUGGUACGGCAUUGCUAUGCGCAUCUCAGACUCAGAGCACGGAGAGGUUUCUGGGGUCCCGCUGCCUGCCUGGAGUUUGGUGUCCUUGGAAUGAAGUGUACAUCCACUUGGGAAGGGCAGGCUUUGCAGUUUUCAGAUGACAAGGCUUUGGGUAGAAUGGGAAGGAAGGGUCUGGCGGAACCCACACAUUGACAGCAAGGUGAAUUUCCUUGUAUUCUAGGAUAAUCAUACUCUGCUGUACCUGAACCUGAUGUUUAAUGACAUUGGUACCAUGGGAGCAGAAUUCAUAGCUAAAUCAUUGCAUGUAAGUAUUGUUCAGCUGGAUAAGAAAGAACACUACACGAGUUUCCCCUUUGAAGCAAAAUACUUUGGAACUCAUAAAUCAGCUUGCAGAACUACCGGUAAAUUGUAAUGCUUAAAGCUGCAGUCAGAAGCAUAUUUAUUUAGAAUUGCCACUGAGAGCAGUGCUUUGGGUGUAGGCUGUCUUGGUUUAAGAAAAUGGGGAUCAAUUAGGUAAACCACAGGCUCCCUCCCAGGUGUGGGAUUAUUUAACACUAGUACUCCCCCCACCACUCGGCCCCUGCUGCCCAGAUAUGAUUCUUAAGCAUGUUACAGGAUUGUAGCAGUAGCAGGUUAUUUUUUUCAUAGCAAUAAACAGUAUUCUAGGAGAUAACCUAUUUCUGUGAGUUUAGAUUACGGUUAUAUUGGAAAUAAUUGACUUUUCACACCUAGAGGAAUGAAACACUGCUUCACCUAAGAAUGACUGGCAACAAGAUUGACAACAAGGGAGGAAUGUAUUUUGCAGCAAUGUUGCAAGUUAACAACACUUUACAGAAGUUAGAUUUGGGAGACACAGAUCUGGUGAGUAAAAUUGCCAUUUUAGGACAUGUCUACAUGCACAGAAAUGUAAGCCUGUUUCAAACAUAUCAUUGUGAGUUUGGGGGGACAAAAUGUAAUCUUGCUUGUAGAUGGAGGGUUUACUCAGUGGGAGCUAAAUGCACCUGCCUUACUCUGGAUUGUGUCUUUUGUCUUUUAUUUCCAGCGCACACAGAGUCUCAUAGCAUUAGCAACAGUUUUGAAUUACAAUAGUGCAAUCAAAGCCAUAAAUCUAAAUCGGCCAAUACUCUACAGCGAAGAGGUGAGCAACAUUUUGCAUUCUUUCCCUUGAAAUGGGGAGCCAAGAGCCAGGAAUGAUGCAUCAAAAACAAGCCUAGGGAAUAAGAAUAAGCAUUGACAAAGCUUUUCAACACUUUUAACAAUAACAGCUAAAAUUCUCUUUCUCUCUGUGGCUGCUGAAAUGAAGAAAACUUGGCAGGGAUGGGAACAAGGAAUAGAUUUUUGUGUGAGAUGGCUGAGAGCUCAGUUGAUAUUAAAGACAAAUUCUCAGAGGCAUCCUUUAUCCUUCUGUUUGAAGUGUAUAUCUGCCCCACUGUGCAAACUCUUGGCUCUAAUGGGUGGAUCUUAGAGAUCUAGAAACACACACACAUCCAUCCCACUAGCCUGACAUCCGUCCACCCUUACUGUAAGGUAAAUGGCAGAAAGCACAUUUCCAAAAGGUUAAACUAGGCAGCAGAAUUUUCAAACCCUAUUGUCUGUAAGUAGUCUCCAGUUCUGCUUUUCCCCAUUCCUUAAUAUAGAUGUUAUUGUUAAUCUCAGCAAGAGUUGUUUUGUAUGCUCAGGUGCAGUGCAAGGGGAUGCCUUCACAUUCAAUUAAAUUAGCCUUGGUUCAGCAUAAAGCAGGAUCCUAGAGUUAGGUGUAUUUGAAUUUAAACACAGGGCAACUCCACCUCCAAAUACCUUCAUGCUGUGGGUAGCUAGUUAUAAACAGAGCUGGUUUGCACAUACUGUAAUGCUAUGCCAAACUGGCUUAGCAGAGAUGUGCAACCAUGCAGGCUCCUGGAAAGGAGAUUUCGGCUGCUUGGCUUCUUCUCUGGCCCUACUGAUGCUAUUCUGCUUUGAACUAAGCCAUGGUUUGUCUAAGUGUGCCCUCUGAACCCAGGUUCAUGGUUUGUCUCACGGGCCGUCAUCAAGGUUUGUUCUAUUAUCAUGGUUUAUCUGGAGCAACAGAAUACAUGAGCCCUGGUUCAGAUGACGCACUAAGCCAAACCAUGGCUUAGCUCAGAACAGUGUGAGAGCACAAGGACUGGGGAAGGGGCACAGCUGCCACAAGCUCCUCUCUGGGAAUCUUCACACAUUCAAGCUAAGCAAUGGUUUGGCUUAGCAUUACAUGCUACAUGUUCACACAAUAGAAUUUGGUGGAUGGAACAUACCUGUCCUGUGGAGUAAAGCAAAUGAUAAUGUGCAUCACAUCUGCAUUUAUCCCCAUAGAAGUGACCAGAUGUAUUUUGUAAUGUGAGCAGGGUACACAUCCCCACUGGCUCUAGAACAUCUUAUGUUCAAGUUGUAAUUCAAUAAUACGGAACUUUAGGAAGAGACCACGGUCCACACAGCCCUCAUGUUGAAAGUCAACUGCACUCUUGUUGAACUGCAUUUGUGUAAACACGAAAUGAAGAACUUUGGCAUGGAACGACUGUGUGAUGCAUUGUAUGAAAACAGCACCCUGCGGUAUCUUGAUCUCAGCUGGUAAGAGAAGCUUGAGUUAUAAAGAUAGCAUUUUAGCUAUUAGAAUGAUAUGCAGUGUAUGAAAACUGAUGCACUUGAUACCUACUUCUCAAAAUAAGCUAAGAUCAAUUUUUAACUGUUUCAAACAAAUGUACUUGUAUAUACAGUCAUACCUCAGAAGUUGAAUGGAAUCCGUUCCGGAAGUCUGUUCGACUUCCAAAACAUUCGGAAACCAAGGCGCAGCUUCUGAUUGGCUGCAUGAUGCUCCUGCAGCCAAUUGGAAGCCACAUAAGCCGUGUCAGACGUUCGGGUUCCAAAGAAUGUUCGCAAACCAGAACACUCACUUCUGGAUUUGUGGUGUUUGGGAGCCAAAACGUUCAACUUGCAAGGCGUUUGUCAACCAAGGUACGACUGUACAAUGUUUAAUAAUAAUGCUUAAGAUUUAGAUCAUGCAGUUUAAAUAUGCAAAGUGCUUCACAUACAUUUUUCUGGUACUUCUUGCAGCAGGCCAUUUUGCAGAAUGGAGGGAGCAGGGUGAGGCUGAGAGAAUAAUGGAUUGCCUAAUGCAGGGGUGGGGAACCUUUGGCUCUCCAUAUGUCUCUAAAUUACAAUUCCAUCAGCCCUAGCAAGCGAGGCCAAUGGCCAGGGAUGAUGGGAGCUUGUAGUUCAGCAACAUCUGGAGGGCCAAAGGUUUUCCACACCUGGUCUAAGGCCACCUCAUGUAUUCAUGACAGUAACAGGAUUGAACUGGCAGCUCCCCAGCACAUGCUCUUAAUUAAGAUCUGGUUUUAAGUCCCUGUAAUGUGGUUGGUGGUUUUAUUGUAAAUAUUUGAUGACUGUUCUUGCUCAGUGCUACACAUACAUAGUAUUUUAUUUUGCAUUUGGGUUUUUAUGCCAGUUGUCUCUUAAGUUUAUUGUGGCUUUAGUAUGCUUUUAUUGUCAUGUUUUUAUUCACAUUAUUUGUACAAUGACUUCAGCAUUUAUUUUACAAGGCGACUGAUAAAUAUAAUAAAAAGUAAUGCCCCUUAACAGUUAUAAGAAACAAGAGUUUUGUGGCACGGCGAAGACUAGCUCACUUAUAGCAACCUAAGUUUUUGUAGAACAAAGUCCACUUUGUCCUCUGAAUGAUGUUUCUGAACAAAAACAAAUGUGUACGCUUGUCUCUUUUCAGCAACAAAAUUACUCGGGAUGGUAUUAAAUUUUUGGGAAAGCUGUUAAAACACAACGCCACCCUGGAAAUCCUGGACCUUAAUUUUAACAGGAUAGAGGACGAUGGUGCUUUCUAUCUGAGUGAGGCCCUUACUACACAUAAUCGGACUCUUCAAGCGUUAGUAUACAGAACUCCUAACUCCCGUAAUGCAUUACUGUGAGCGCAGGCAUUUGGAUAAGGCAGCACAGAAUUUUCGAAGCAAAAUGGCCCAUACUUCAGACCAAAAUGUGUCUGCAGUAAACACAACAGUGACCCGUGUGCCUAUCUGGGGAAGCGGUUUCCAAUCCAAAAGGCCCACCACAGCAACUUCUGUUACACUUACCUUAAGUUCUUGGGUCACUUGUGCAAUCGGAGCCUGCAUGGGGGGGGGGGCUGUCUUAGAAAUUUUGGGCAGUAGUCAACUAUCGAGUCCCAUCAGUGCAAGGAUUUCUGCUUGCGCGUUUAAGUUUGCCUUGAGAUGUAAACUGAAUCAAUCUUCUUCCUCAUCCCUGCUGUGAACCCAGUAAACAGAUAUAACGGUAGAUCAGGAAAAGUUGAAAACAGAAGAGAACAACUGCUUCAAAUCUCAAAAACCAGCAGCAGAGGGUUUUCUAGUCACGAAGAACAGGACACCCUUCCUCUCUUGGGUUUGCUAGUGGGCAGGAAGAAGCAGAGGCUGUUAAGGGAGGAACUGUGUAGACUUCAUGGCUGGUAGCUGCUGGGAGAAAAGAAUAGAGUGACUCACAUAUAUGGAUUUGUGUAAUUUAUGAUUGCUUGGCUGUCUGCAUCUACUCUAUGACCUUGGGUUUUUUGCUUAAAUCCUUCUGUUCUCUAGGCUGGCAGUGACAAACAACAACAUAUCUGGGAAAGGACUGGUGGCCCUUGCAGAGUCAAUGAAAACAAACCUAGUUCUUUCCUAUAUCUACAUAUGGGGGAACAAAUUUGAUGAAGACUGCUGUGUGGUACAUCUGUUGUCUUCUUAUGAAAUGAAAUAGCUGACAUCCUUCUAAAUCUGUAAAAAAAAUAGAGGAAGAGGGAUUUGGAUUAGAAAAAUAAUGCUGUGGUAGUGGUCGGUGGAGGGAGGGUUUGAUCUCCCUCUCCCAGUGUUGCAGCCACCCACGGCUGCAUUUCCCCUUAAAAGAACAAGGAUCUCUUACCAAGAGAUAUCUAUCUACCCUGUGUGUUUCAGGCAUUUGCAGAGUUAAUUAAAAGCGGUCGCCUGAAACCAACUGGAACAGAUGUCGAUCCGUAUGAAGUGGAUGGGAACACAUACUUUGCCGAAGUCUCCCAUGGCCUUAAGAGGCACUAUUACUGGACACCAAGUUACGGACAGCCUGAUAACCACGAUGAGAAUGCCUCUCUGGCAAUAACUCCUGUUGCAGAAAACUUGUAAAUGCCAACAUAUUUUUUCUUAAGCCUUGGCAUCUUGGGGUUGUUGUUUUUUUAAACGAUGUGUGCUUCAAACCUGCAACCAAUUACAUGUAGUUACUUGGAGAACUGAUUUUAAAAGGUUUUGAACCAUAAAUACUAUAUUAAACUGAACUGGGAAAGUGCUGGAUCCCAGUCUAGCGGCAGCUAAUUUCAGGUCCCAUUGAAAGCAGAACUUAAACUACUGGUGACUCCCUUGUUCCAGAGCUUUCAGUGAGUUCCAUAGGUUCUUAACUGCAUUGGGACCGUCAUGAGCAACACUUACUGUGAUAAUACAAAGCAGCCCGUAGAAGUGAUUUCAUACAAUUCAAACACUUAGAGGCUACUAAGGAAUGUUCAGUAGCUUGAAAGUAAGGCUCCUAUGCUAGGCAUGGUUCUUUGGAAAUAAAACACCAUAUAAAUCAACAUGAUGCCAAUGUAAGUGUUUUUAGGAUGUUUAUUAUUAAUAUUAACAUUUUUCUAAGCAAAUGAAUUCAUUGAAGCCGACUGUGGGGUGGGGGAGCAUGGGCAAGAAGGAAGUUGUGACAAUGCAGCAGUGCCAGGCUUAUGGCUCAUGACUUAACUGAGACACAGCAUUAUUUUCAAAGAAUAUAGGUACUCCAGGUAUUAUGAAUGACAAAUUUUGUUUAAAAAAUGAGCUACAUUGGGGGCGGGGCAGGGUAAUCUAAAUGAUGUUCAAUAAAGUUUGUUCUGAUCUGUUAA